Molecule: messenger RNA, 2284 nt
Organism: Musa acuminata AAA Group (dessert banana)
Lineage: Eukaryota; Viridiplantae; Streptophyta; Magnoliopsida; Zingiberales; Musaceae
Product: protein indeterminate-domain 5, chloroplastic-like
Exons: 3
Coding region: 517-2094 (525 amino acids)
Cellular component (GO): nucleus
Molecular function (GO): DNA-binding transcription factor activity
Source: RefSeq, a predicted model, not a curated record
UUUAAUUCUGUUGUCUGCUCCUCUUCUUCGUUUUUGUUUCCUCUCUCUCUCUCUCUCUCUCUCUCUCUCUCUCUCUCUCUCUCUUUCUCUUUAUAUUUGGAUUUGAGUGCAACUGUUUGGAUUGCCAGCUUUCUUUGUUCUGUAGUAGAGGGUAGAGUUUGGAGGUUUUCCUUUAGGGUUGUAUCAUGGAAGUGUAGAUUCACACCUCAUGUACUAAGAUUUGGGGUCUUUCUCUCUUCAUCUCUUUGGUUCUUUUAUUGUCUUUUAGAUCUAGAGAAGGGGUAGCUUGAAGAUAAUUUGGGCACAGCAAAAUAGAUACAGAUAUAGAGAGAUAGAGAGAGAGAGAGAGAAAGAACAAAGGGGAGAUCAUGGUCGCAUAUUGGGUAGUGAUGACUCGUUUAUGGUUCUGAUUUGGACUCACAUCAGGAUCCUUACAGCCACCACAAAGAACAGCUUUUGCUGAGGAUAAGAAGAAGACCAAGAAGGCGGUGCUGUUGUUCUGCUUUGCUUUAGGAAAUGGCAGCCGCUUCUUCGUCGGUACCGUUCCUUGGAUUCAGAGAGGAAGAUCAGUCCAACACGCAGCAUCCGCAACAGAAACAGCAAUCGUCGAGUUCAUCGGCAGCUGCUACUCGACCUGCAUCUCCUCAGAAGAAGAAGAGGACCCUCCCCGGAAAUCCAAAUCCUGACGCGGAGGUGAUCAAUUUGUCGCCAAAAUCACUUCUUGCAACCAACAGAUUCAUCUGCGAGGUGUGCAACAAAGGGUUCCAACGCGAGCAGAACCUGCAGCUGCACCGGCGUGGCCACAACCUGCCAUGGAAGCUGAAGCAGAAGAACCCCAAGGACGUCGUCCGCCGCCGCGUGUACACCUGCCCGGAACCCUCGUGCGUCCACCACGACCCCUCGCGCGCCCUCGGCGACCUCACCGGCAUCAAGAAGCACUACUGCCGCAAGCACGGCGAGAAGAAGUGGAAGUGCGACAAGUGCUCCAAGCGCUACGCCGUGCAGUCGGACUGGAAGGCUCACUCCAAGACCUGCGGCACUCGCGAGUACCGCUGCGACUGCGGAACCCUCUUUUCCAGGCGUGAUAGUUUCGUCACCCACAGAGCCUUCUGUGAUGCGUUAGCACAAGAGAGUGCGAGGAUUCCGGCGGCCAUGGCCAUCGGCAGCCAUUUAUACGGCGACAAUGGGAUCAAUUUAGAUCUUCCUCAGGUGAAUUCGCAACUCUCGUCCUUGCAAGAUCAAAUCCGGCUCGGUGGCGGUGCAACCCAAUUCGAUCACCUCACUAUGCCGUCAUUUCGUCCACCUCCGUCUGCCAGCUCGUUCUACCUUGGUGGCGGCUCCGGCCACCAAGACUUCAAUGAAAGCACUCAUGGCCUACUGCAACUCCAAGAUCUGCAGGUUCAUGCCAGCUCCUCAUCUGCCGCCGUUGCUUUUGAUAUCUUCGACCUUGGCAUCUUCUCCCACAGCAGCAACAGGAACGCCAUGGCCGGUAGCAGCAGUGCUGGGAUGAACCCAAACGCUCAUCUCCUGAUCCCUGCUCAACUUGGCAAUGCUAGCGGAAGCAAUGAGCCAACCACACUGUUUGCAGGAAAUCUCAUGAGCAAUCAUCUCGACCCAAACAUGUCUUCCGUGUACAACCACUCCAUGAGCAAGGAAUCAAUACCACCGCACAUGUCGGCGACUGCACUUCUCCAGAAGGCUGCGCAAAUGGGCGCCACGUCCAGUCGUGGCACUGCAAGCUCCUUACUCAGAGGACUCGGCAGGUCAUUCGACGGUGUUAGAGAGAGCUCAGCAAGUCAGGAAGAGGACGAGACCCAAUUCCAAGGCCUUAUGAGUUCCCUCGCUACUGGAAACAGUACUGGUUCAUUCGGUGGUGGAAACGAGAGCAAGUUGCAGGGAUACCCAUCAGCCACUGGCCGGGGAGCAUCCGAUAGGUUAACCAGAGACUUCCUUGGGGUUGGCAGCAUGAUGAGGAACAUGGGGAGAGGGAUAGCACGAAGAGAACAGCAUUCCGGCAUGGACAUCGACGAACUGGAUUCAGAGAUGAAGUCUGGAUCCUCUACUCCAUCUUUUGUCGGUGGGAAUCUGCAAUAGAGAUUUAGGGACUCAGGAAGCUGUCUUUGAUACUCUCUGUACUGUGUCACUGUUAAAUCUUGGUCGGUAGGAUAGGAUCCAGAUAACUUCAUCUUUCAGGUUCCAAUAACUUGCAUUUGCCACUCAGAACAAACAAGUCUUCUUCUUUCACGGAGUUAAUGGAAGCUUAACUUGAUGCAUGGUUUACACA